Molecule: messenger RNA, 198 nt
Organism: Plasmopara halstedii
Lineage: Eukaryota; Oomycota; Peronosporomycetes; Peronosporales; Peronosporaceae
Exons: 2
Coding region: 1-198 (65 amino acids)
Source: RefSeq, a predicted model, not a curated record
AUGCCCGCGAAAUAUACUGCUUUAACCUUUCCCAUGUCGGUAAGGCGUCUGUCAUCAAGGGAAUACUCACGAUAUCCGACCGAGGACGGUUGGACUCAUCCCUAUACGGAACAGCCAUCGCUAAGCGAUAUAGAGUCGGACGCAGUAUCCGUGUCUGGUGUCAUAGCCGGUAGUAUAAGUGUCAAACAUUUAUGUUAA